Schistocerca gregaria is the source of this 2465-nucleotide messenger RNA. RefSeq names its product probable ATP-dependent RNA helicase DDX47 (gene pths). The record is from RefSeq and is a predicted model, not a curated record. The coding region runs from base 110 to 1489 and encodes 459 amino acids. NCBI's taxonomy places the organism in Eukaryota, Metazoa, Arthropoda, Insecta, Orthoptera, Acrididae. Gene Ontology annotation, molecular function: ATP binding; RNA helicase activity; nucleic acid binding. The transcript is spliced from 9 exons.
AAGUCCUGAAGGGUAUAAUAAGCCAAAGAUAGAUGACGUUGUAAAUAUUGUAUCUUUGCUACAGUUCAUUCGGAGCACGUUGCAGUAUUGUUGUUGUUGUGCUUGAGCAAUGGCGGAAGAUGAUGUGGAAUCUGGAAGUGAGGAAAUCUUGGAUAGCGUCGUUGAAGAGGACCCCGAGAAAGAAGUUACAUUUCAGGACUUGGGUGUAGUUGACGUGUUGUGUGAAGCAUGUGAACAACUUAAGUGGAAAGCACCUACAAAAAUUCAACGGGAAGCUAUACCACUAGCCCUCCAAGGGAAAGAUGUCAUUGGGCUUGCAGAAACAGGCUCAGGGAAAACUGGUGCAUUUGCACUUCCAAUACUGCAGGCCCUUUUGCAGAAUCCACAGAGGUAUUUUGCUCUCAUACUUACUCCAACAAGGGAAUUAGCCUUCCAAAUAUCGGAACAGUUUGAAGCACUUGGUUCCAGUAUAGGAGUCAAGUGUGCUGUGAUAGUUGGUGGUAUGGAUAUGAUGGCUCAAGCCUUAAUGCUUGCAAAGAAGCCACAUGUUCUUAUAGCAACUCCCGGACGUCUUGUAGAUCACCUUGAAAACACCAAAGGGUUCAGUUUAAGAGCCCUCAAAUACUUGGUAAUGGACGAAGCUGAUCGCAUAUUGAAUAUGGAUUUUGAAGUAGAAGUGGAUAAAAUAUUGAAAGUUAUUCCACGUGAACGAAGGACCUUUCUCUUUUCAGCCACAAUGACAAAGAAAGUCCAGAAACUUCAAAGAGCUUCACUGCAGGAUCCAGUUAAAGUAGAAGUGUCAACAAAGUACCAGACUGUCGAGAAACUGCAACAGUAUUAUAUAUUUAUUCCAGUGAAAUUCAAGGAUGUUUAUUUAGUCCACAUACUAAAUGAGCUAGCUGGUAAUACCUUCAUGAUAUUUUGCUCAACCUGCAACAAUACAGUUCGUACAGCUUUACUGCUUCGGAGCCUUGGAUUUACUGCUGUGCCUCUUCAUGGACAGAUGUCGCAAAAUAAGCGCCUUGGUGCUCUAAAUAAAUUUAAGGCAAAGAACCGCUCCAUUUUGAUAUCUACGGAUGUAGCCAGUCGGGGUUUGGACAUCCCUCACGUAGAUGUUGUUGUCAAUUUUGACAUACCAACACACAGCAAAGACUACAUCCACAGAGUUGGUAGAACAGCACGUGCUGGUCGUGCUGGAAAAGCUAUAACCUUUGUAACACAGUAUGAUGUUGAACUGUACCAACGUAUUGAACAUUUGAUUGGCAAGCAGCUUCCACUAUUCAAGCUACAGGAAGAUGAAGUAAUGUUGUUGCAAGAAAGAGUGGCAGAAGCCCAGAGGAUGGCAAAAAUGCAAUUAAAAGACCUAGAAGAGAAGAAGGGUGGCAAGAACAAGAAGAGGAAAGGUGCUAUUGAUGAUGACGAUGACACGGAAGAAGCACAAGGAGUUAGGAAAAGAUUGAAAGGGAAGAAGAUGAGGAAACACAGAUGACACAUUGUGAAUAAAUGAACUUUUUUAUUAUUUAAGUGUUGUUCACAUGUUACUGUUAUCUUGGUACUAAUUUAUAAAAAAAGUGAUGUGGAGAAUUUGAUAUUUAUUCACUGUUAAAUGAAAUGUAACAUAUUCAAAUCUAUAAUUGUUGUAUUAUUACAAACUUCAAUACAACGUGUUCCUGUAAGACACGUUAGACAGAAUUUAGUUGGGUAAGUAACAAGUAUUUCUUUAAACAUGCCACACAAUUGUAUAGGGUUCAUAUUUCAGUCAGACACUCUAAGGGAAAACUGUGUUAUGAGAGAGAGAGAGAGAGAGAGAGAGAGAAGACCUUUAUGUAUUCAAAAUAUUAAUCAGGAGCAGUUGGAUGACUUGUGGUCUGUCUUGAAUAAUAAUCAAUAUGUGGAUUUAUCUGUGCCAACAAAUGCUAAAGCAGUGGGAAUCACGAUACCACACUACCCAUGAGAAUCUCGCAGAGAUAUUGAAGACACUUAAUUGUUGACACUGAGAGUACAGAACACAUUUUGUUGCUGGGUUACUGUCUCAGAGCAAACUGAAAAGUGAUCACUUAACAUGUAGCAAUACAGUUGUGUAGGGAAGUGCGCCUAGUCACGCAGCUUCCCUUGCAUCUACGCCUACAUGGUCCUUGACACACAUACUGUGCAAACCAGUGUGAAAUAAUAGAACAGCGGUCACUUUCCAUUUUAUCACACAUUAAUGUUUCUUCCCAUUUCAUUUGCCUAUUGAGUCUGGGGGAAAAUGGCUGUUUAAACAUGUCAGUGCCAUCUGAAAUUAAUUUCAUUUUGUCUUCACAAUCCCUGCAAGAGCAACUUCUAUGGGGAUACAGUAUAGAGCCUGUCCCUUGAAACUUGUGUUUUCUCGGGCUGUUUUGUUCCAAUCUUCAAGCAUUUGCAAGUUUAUGGUUUUGGCAUUUCUGUGAUUGACCUGUACGAUAAAUAAAUGUGAUCACUAGUGA